AAACGUGACUCUUGCUUGGCCUCGUCAGAGUGCGGCAGCUCUAGCAGACCCUGUUGGUGCCACGCAGGGAAACCGGCACGCAAGACGAAUGUGGACAAACUCAUGGAGCACGUAGGAGACUUUGGACCCUUCCAGAAGAAGAUGGCCGCACUUGGGUCUCGCCCAUUGGUCCUCAUUGCGUUCGUGUUUGUUGGAGUCGUCUUCCUGGGCCACACUCCGGACCACUGGGCCGAGCAGCUCCUGCAGGAGUGCGGCUGGACAGAGGUCAAGGUGCGAGAAGUUACCGUUGCCGGGUCCUUCAGCCACUGCCAAGCGUUUGCCGUGAACCGGAGCCAAAGCCGGAACAAAGGCGAGGAGUUUGAGCCGGCGCUGACUUUAAAAGCUCUGCCGUGUGAUGGCAGAUGGAUGUUUGAUAAGAGUCACAAAACUACAAUUUCUGAGCUUGAGGACUUUGAAGCAGCCAACAAAAGCUGGCCCAUAUACACGGUGGCGGACGAACGGGAAGGCAUCAUGUAA
This is a messenger RNA of Gambusia affinis (western mosquitofish), 516 nucleotides long. It is a transcript of the gene slc22a3, whose product is annotated as organic cation transporter 2. NCBI's taxonomy places the organism in Eukaryota, Metazoa, Chordata, Actinopteri, Cyprinodontiformes, Poeciliidae. The record is from RefSeq and is a predicted model, not a curated record.